AUGCUUGGAGUUUUCUCGAAGCAGGUGGCGCCAUUCCCAGAGUUGGACAAGUCGCUGAAUCUGCACACCUCUGAGUCCGUUUCCGCCAUGGAAAAUUCUCUGGCUAAAUACUACACUAACGAGUACGCGAAUUCGUUUAUGGUUGAUAUUCAGCCAUGGUGUAUGCUUGCAAUUACAGUGGCUCCGACAAAUUCUAUCAUCGCGAAAGAUCGCUAUGAUUUAGGGCUAUGGAACUUUAGGUUUCGUCGUUUCCAAGCAAAAGACGAUAUGUUCUGUAUAUUGAGCGGUAGCAUUGAGAAUAUAGACUAUUUGGCUUCAAAAUUCCACUUCAAUAAGGACAUUGAUCAGCCUACCAUGUUCAUCGAGGCUUAUAAAUCACAAAGGCGCAUUAACGAUGGCCCAGAAACAAAGCUUCAGAAGGACCAACGAGAAUUUUACUGGUUGAACUUAGUAAGAGCUGCCAAGGGGAAGUUUACUAUCAUUCUCUUCGAUAACCUGAAGAAGACGGUCUUUGCUGCUACAGAUCGUGAUGCACAUCUUCCUUUCUAUUGGGGCAUUGAUGUGGAAGGCGACUUGAUUCUUACCACGAAUUCUGAUAUGGCUCAGCUGGGGUGUCAAAGAGCUUACGGUAGUUUCCCAAGAGGUUGCUACAUAUCCACAUCAGAUGGACUGAAGACUUUCGACGAUCAAAACACGGAGCUACAUGUAGAAGAAGAUGUUGAUAGUGUGGGGGUUUCUUACCUGAACAUUGUUAUGGUUGUGGAGAGUCCCUCCAGCGGGAGUGGACAGGGCUCCACGGAGUCUGUGAACUCAUCUCUUCGUUCUCUUACUCAUUGAUUCGUGUUUUCAUCUCUUAGACUCUUACUACUCUUGCUAUUCAUCUCUUAUAGCUAUUCAUUGUUACUUUGUCUAGUACUUGUCUUUCAUCUCUUCCUACUCUUACUCAUUGAUACGUGUUUUCUUAGUACUCUUACUGAUGAGUGUUUUCUUUCUACUCUUA
Molecule: messenger RNA, 1000 nt
Organism: Arabidopsis lyrata subsp. lyrata
Lineage: Eukaryota; Viridiplantae; Streptophyta; Magnoliopsida; Brassicales; Brassicaceae
Exons: 4
Coding region: 1-837 (278 amino acids)
Source: RefSeq, a predicted model, not a curated record